Messenger RNA from Diorhabda sublineata, 2250 nucleotides. RefSeq names its product chitotriosidase-1-like. NCBI's taxonomy places the organism in Eukaryota, Metazoa, Arthropoda, Insecta, Coleoptera, Chrysomelidae. Bases 103 to 1245 code for a protein of 380 amino acids. The record is from RefSeq and is a predicted model, not a curated record. Gene Ontology annotation, molecular function: chitinase activity; chitin binding. Gene Ontology annotation, biological process: carbohydrate metabolic process; chitin catabolic process. Gene Ontology annotation, cellular component: extracellular region. The transcript is spliced from 8 exons.
ACUGACAAUUCAUCUUUCUUCUUAUCUUAUCAUGAAAAUUGUAAUAAUUACUAUUAUAUAUGGGUUUUUUAUGAAAAUUUUCAUUUGUCCUAAAUACAAAUCAUGAAAAUGAAGUUACUACCAAUUUUAAUACCUCUUCUUUCCAUUAUAUCAAUAAAAGCUGAUUGUGAAGUUGGUACUGAAGUCAUAUGUUACUGGGGAUCUUGGUCUAUAUAUAGAACAGGAGAAGGAUUAUUUACAUCAGAGAAUAUAGAUACGGAAAUAUGUACAACUAUAGUUUAUUCUUUUGCUGGACUUGAUUCAAACUUAGAAUUGGUUUCUUUGAAUAUUGAUGCUGACAUCGAUAAAAAUGGAUUCAAAAAUUUAACCGACUUGAAAAAGAUAAACCCUUGUCUGAAAGUCGUUUUAGCUGUAGGAGGAUGGAACGAAGGCUCCAUGAAAUACUCAAUAAUGGCUGGUGACGAAUAUCUACGUAAUAGAUUCGUCGAUAACGUUUUAGCGUUCAUGGCUUAUUACGAAUUUGACGGUCUGGAUCUCGAUUGGGAAUAUCCCACAACGCGAAAAGGAAUACCAGAAGACGGGAAGAAUUUGGUAUUGUUAUUGAAGGAGCUAAGAUCUAAGAUGUCACCAUAUGGAUUGAAACUAUCCAUCGCCGUACCUAUUGAUGAAAAUUUGAUACAAACGGGAUACUUAGUCACAGAAAUAGCUGAUUACGUUGAUAUGGUUAAUCUCAUGGCGUACGAUUACGUAGCUUCCGAUUCCAAAGUAACUGGACUAUCUUCUCCUCUAUCUGAAAUAAAAGAAACCGUUUCUAAAUGGUUAGCUGCUGGUCUUCCUUCUAAGAAACUAGCACUUGGUAUUCCAGCAUAUGCUAAAAAUUUCGUGCUGGAAGAUCCUGAUAACCACAACAUUGGUGCACCAGUUCAAAGUAUCGGCGAAGCAGGACCAUACACGCAAGAACAAGGUUUAUUAGCAUAUUUCGAGGUUCUGCAAAUACUGAAUGACUGGAAUGGAAUUAUCACUGUUAAAAAUGUAGACGAUACUAACUAUGCUUUUUAUGAUAACGAAUGGUUCACUUUUGAUAACGACAGUACCGUUCGUAGUAAGGUGAAAUAUGCGUUGGAAAAUCAUCUUGGUGGUAUAAUGUUAUGGGCACUAGAGCUGGAUGAUUUUAAAGGUGUGCAUGGUGAAGCGUACCCUUUAUUGAAGGCUAUACGAGAUGGGAUUUCUGAUUUUAAUCAUUGAUAGAGAAUUUGUAAUAUAUUGAAAAAGAAAUACGAUUCUUGAAGAUAUUGUCAGUUUAUUUCUACCUCUACAAUUUUUUUUAUCAUAUCCUGCGUAAAAAUAACGAUUAUAUUUCGAAAAAAUGGAAAAUUUCUGAUAAAAUCAUAUGGGACAAAAACAGAUGUUUCCAUCGAGUGUUUGGCAAUAUUUUACAGAAUUUUUGCGCAGUUUUAUAACCAUGGAUGAAACGUGGGUCCAUCACUUCACACCCGAAACAAAAAAACAAGCAAAAAAAUGGACUGAAAAGGGAGAACCAGCUCGAAGGAAGAUCAUUCCAUCUGCAGGCAAUCUUUUUCAUCGACUAUCUUGAAAAAGGAAGAAUUAUCAAAGGCGAGUAUUUUGAGUGAAUAAAUCAAGCAAAAACUGCCGCAUUUGGCUUAAAAGAAAAUGAUGUUUCAUCAAGACAAUGCACCAGCUCACAUAUAAGGAGUGCAAAAUAAGCGAGCGGAGUUCGAAGCUGAAAAAUGUAUCAUUAACAAUGCAAACAUGAUUUUCAAAAUACUUCAUCUCUUUUUAUUAUUAAACAUCAUUGGUUUCUUAUCUCAGAACUUAAAAUAACUCUUUAUAGGGUGUCCUUCUAAUAGAGUUUCCAUAUUAUGGUUUCAUUCAAUAUCUACAUAACUGGUUUUCAACUUUUUCCAUUGUUUUAUUUGAUAUUAUAAUCUAUAAUUCGUAUAAAUUAACUGUCAUACUUCAUACAAAUCGUCAUUUAAAUGGGUCUUUAGGCCGGCCCUGUCCAUCUAUAAUGGAAUUUCAAAAUUCGGCGAAAUCGAGCGGCGAUUUAUGAAUGGUGGACGCGCCUUUGAUGAACUUUUUAUUAUAGAAAGCGAUUUAUUUACAGUUUUAUUUUCAAAUAAUUUCCAGAGAAGUAUAAUUAUUAUUUUUCAGUUUCUUUUCGCUCCAGAACUAGAACUAAAUUCAUAAAUGUCAAAAUCAUGAUUAUGAAUAAAGUUUUUAUUAAUCCAA